AGAAAAUAUUCGCAAAAAUGAGUCGACAUUUCAAUAAUUAUCAAUUAUUGAUAUUUUGCUUUUUACUGCUAACUAUUUUUUAUGUUCAAUGUAAAGACAAACAUGAAGUCAAAGCUCGGGACAGUAGUGCCAGCGAUAAUCUCAUUGUUUCCGUCAUCAAUGGUGUCAUCAAAUUAAAAGACAGUGAUUUCUUCAGAUCUAAUAUUGAAGCAUCUGUAAGAUCGGUGUUCAGUAAACCUUUGACUUCAGCUGUAUAUGCAGUGUCUGUAUUGGCCGGAGUGGUAGCUAUGCUUGCAUUUUAUGAAUCGCCCGUAUCACCAAUGCCAGUUCCUCCGUUACCUGAUCCACCAGUCGGGCGUUUUCCACCGGAACACCCAAUAUGGCCGCCACCACAUCGCGAACCAAUAGCGUCUGACAAGAAGAGGAUUGGAGCUGUUCCGCAAUAUUCAAUGCCAAACCCAAACCCUCACAUAUCGUCAAAUGUAAUGUUUCCUCAAACAAACCAAAAAUAUUCAGAUAUGGAUAACGGCGGUAAUGCCGGCGCUUAUCAACAGAUGGUUAAUAUGUUGGAGAAUAGGAAUUCAAAAGUAAAUGUCAAACAAAACAGAAUUAGUAGUAAUCCGGUGGCAGAGAUCUCGCCUCAGGUUUACUCGUCAUUUGCUGUCGAAACGGAUCCCAAAGUAUUGAACGAUACAAUCAAACUCCAGAAUCUUUACGCUGACAUCACUUCCGAUGACAGAUACGAUUCGGCGGAUAUUAUCAACAAAUUUUAUAAUCAAAACACUUUCGAUAAGAUCAAGGAAUUCACAGGAAUGAAGAAAGUGUCCACUUCUGAGACAUUCAAAGAUAAAGAGAAAAUGAAUUACACUUUAGUGGCGACCAGUGAUUCAAAUGCAAGCAAAAGAACUAAGAAUUAA
Oppia nitens is the source of this 917-nucleotide messenger RNA. RefSeq lists its product as uncharacterized. The coding region runs from base 18 to 917 and encodes 299 amino acids. Lineage: Eukaryota; Metazoa; Arthropoda; Arachnida; Sarcoptiformes; Oppiidae. The transcript has 3 exons. The record is from RefSeq and is a predicted model, not a curated record.